This is a messenger RNA of Drosophila willistoni, 9797 nucleotides long. RefSeq names its product protein bark beetle (gene bark). Gene Ontology annotation, cellular component: membrane. The record is from RefSeq and is a predicted model, not a curated record. The transcript is spliced from 10 exons. NCBI's taxonomy places the organism in Eukaryota, Metazoa, Arthropoda, Insecta, Diptera, Drosophilidae. Bases 60 to 9581 code for a protein of 3173 amino acids.
AUUAAAUAUAUUAAUAAAUUUCAACGAAACAAACGACAAAGUAGAAAAACAAUGCACAAAUGACGCUGCAACGACAUAAAACGAACUGCCACCAACAAAGGAAACAAAAAUCAAAGAAUAACAAAAACUGCCACCAACUGCUGCCCCCAGCGGCUGCCACAAAAUGGGGAGGUAACCACAUAUGUUUAUUGUUUAUCCUGGCCCUGUUGUUGUCCCUGGGCCAACUAGGUCGAGCACAGCAAUCGGAGCAAGAGCUCAAUCUACCCCAAUCCGAUUUGGAAGUUGAGUUGCUGCCAGAAAAUGAUUUGGAGUUUGCCAGUCUCGAUGGCGCCACAGCACAUUUGUUGCCUGCCACACAGGCGCCAAUGCCGCCCCUUCCACUCCCCUCCUCCACCUCAACGGUGACCUCAUCGCCAUCAUCAUUGGGACAACAGUCAACGUCAUAUACAGAGCUACAGGGUGGCGAAAUCCUUGGCGAACGCAUUCUACGACUCAGCGAGAGCCCCUAUCUGGCACGCGAUGACUUGGAAGUGAUUCGUGGAGCUCGUCUGACCAUUGAACCGGGUGUUACCAUAGAAUUUGCCCCCACCAAGGGAUUGCAAGUGAAAGGAGUUCUACAAGCAGUGGGCACUCCCACAUCACGCAUAGUAUUCAAAUCGCAAUCAAAUGUAGCCAAUUAUAAAAUGGAAUUACCCGAUGAUCAGGAAAAAGGAAUACGCUUAGUAGAUGGUCCAACACCAGUGGAAGGCAGACUACAAUUGUUCCACAAGGGAACCUGGCGUUCGGUGUGCUCCAAUUCAAGAAAUUGGACCUUGGCGGAUUAUGCAGUGGCCUGUAAGCAACUUGGCUAUAGAGGCGGACGUUUCUGGAAUUGGGUGGAACGCACUCCAGGCUAUUAUCCACGUUUGCUUUAUGAGCAGCCCAAGUGUCAUGGAGGUGAGAGUGCUGUCAACCAAUGCUCGGCCUGGAAUACCCGGCAAAUGGGCGCCGGUUCGUGUGAUUAUCACAACGAUUUGGGUAUACAAUGUCAGCCAGUGCAUUCAGAACCCUUGGGUCAUUGGCGUGGCAUAUAUUUUGAUAAUGCUCCAUCAACGAAAUCUUUGGGACGCGAUAACAUUGUCUAUGCAGCUCAAUCGGAAUCGAAAUUGAAAUAUGUUGAUAUUAUACGAGCUGGCAAUGGCUAUGGAUUUGCUGCAAAAUCCGCUAUGGAAGUUCAGGGUCUACCGCCACAAAUGGAACAUGUGGUCAUCAGUCAUUCAGCCUAUACAGGAUUCAAUAGCACCAAACCAUGGGCAGGAUUUCAAUUGAGAAACGUUACCAUACGCAAAAGCAACGGCAUUGGCAUUUUUGUGAAUUCCAGUCAAGGAUUAGUGAAUUUAGAUGGUUGCUCUGUGGUGGAUAAUAGCGCCGAUGGCAUUAAAUAUGUUGGACACGAUUUACGUGGCACCGAGCGUACGGAUCGAGCUAGUAUAUAUGAUUUUUGUACUCUACCCACAACAUCGGGACAAACGUAUCCUAUUUCACUGACAUUUACACAAAAAUAUUAUGCCGGUGCGGCAAAAGAAUGUGGCAAAUAUUUCUUUACACGUUCGGGUUAUUAUCUUACGCUGCAUUUUGAGCAUUUUGUUCUAAUGCAAAAUGAGACGGCAACGGUGGAAAUCUACGAUGGAGCAUCGACAAAUGAUCGAUUAUUGUUUUCAUGGCAAGCGAGAAAUUACACACGACCGCAAAGUGUCACGAGCACGAGGGAAAAGAUGUUUGUGAGGAUCAAAGCGGAUGCCCGACAGGAGGUGAAUGCCUAUUUUCGCAUAACCUCAGGUGAUGCAGUGGCCUACGAUUUACGUUUGGCGGAAUCCACCGUGGAGGAUAAUGGCGGACGUGGCGUGGCUAUAGAUAAUAUCAGAUCAAAGUUACAUGUUCAUAGUAGUUCCAUAUCGGGUAAUGGUCAUGUGGCUGGUGUUCAUGUCACUUCGGGUGCUGGAGAUGUCAAUAUUACGAGUUCCAAUAUUAGUUUCAAUAAUGGCGCUGGCGUUAAUAUCACCUACUAUGGCGGUAAUCGUAAUAUAUCCCGUUCAUCUGUGAAUUCAAAUCGUGGCUAUGGCAUAGCAACUUGGCUGAAUCAUACCACCGAUGUGCAACGCAUCGAAUAUAUACCCUUUAAUCAGACAAGCGUCGUGGAAUACUCACAUAUUGGUGGUAACUUGGAAACUGGUGUCUUCCAUGGCAACUAUUGUCGUCCCAUCUGGGUGAAUGUGACGGGAAAUCAAUUUAAUGGCAGUCAACAAAAUGAUAUUUUCAUCGAAUCCUGCUAUCAACGUACGGCAAAUGGUCAACCUAAUCUUCAAUUGCAAUUGGGUCACAAUCAAUUCAAAUACUCGCAGGCGAAUUCCAUAAUAUUGAGUCCAGCAUUGAAUCUGCAGGGAAAAAUUGAGUACAAUAUGUUUCGUUUCGGUUCCUAUGGGUGUAUAUAUGUCAAUAAUGAUUACAUCUUUCCCGAAUUCAAUUAUUUUCCUGUGAAACUUUUGAUCCAAAGCAAUUAUUUUACACGAAACAGUGGAGUACAUGUCAUAUCGCUUGCCCUAUCGCCCUACAGCCGAGCGGAAGUUCAAUAUAUACUCUUCACCCGAAACUUUGUGAGAGGCAACAAUAUAACCGAAGCUUUUGGUCCAUUGAUCGCGGGCAGUGAAGGUUCCGAUGGUUCGGGACGUUUAAAUCCACGAUCACGUGUCGCUGCUCCAGUGGUCGUGGGUUCCAGUAAUAUUGAUAUCUUUCGAAAUAUUUUACAUAACUUCGAUUCGGCAUACGAAAUUGGUUCUCAACUGACCGAUCAGAGUCAGAUAAUCAAUGCCACCUACAAUUGGUUGGGUCAUGCGGAUGAGAAACGUAUCUACGCCCGUCUCUUUCAUCGCAAUGAUCGCUACAAUUUGGCCAAAAUCAAUUAUCUACCAUUUCUUCUGCACAGUUCGAAUCCGGGAACAACGGCGAUGAUUAAAGUCUCGACAGUGGUGCCCAGUUUCUUCCCCGAUGGUGGCGACAUCAUAGGCGGUGAAGUUGAUGGUCAGGAGUCUAUACCACCGGGCACUUAUACAGUUACCAAGGAUAUUAAUAUACGUCCGGGUGGCAAAUUAAUUUUACAACCUGGUACGACUCUACGCUUCGAGCCAAGUGUCGGCAUGAUGGUCGCUGGCAAAUUGGAGGCACGUGGCAGUCGUCCCGAUGAUAUACUUUUCACACUCAAACGUCAAACCAUUAUCAGUGAUCAUAAUGAUACGGAAACUAUAGAUUUGGAUAGCGAGACGGAGGCCAUAGAUAUGGAAACGGAAGCUGUGCCCUCAGGUGAUGCAAUUCCACGAGUGCCAGUCCGUUUGGUGGGUGGUCUUGGAGGGGCUCACGAAGGACGCUUGCAAUUGUACUUAAAGGGACGUUGGGGCACUGUCUGUGAUUAUGGUUGGAAUGUCUUAAACGCCGCCUUGGUGUGCCAUCAAUUGGGUUACUCAUUGAAUCCACAGGAUUGGCGUCUUUUGCGUUCACAAUUGCCCAGUGCCGGCACUUCAGAAGAUAUCCUGGUGGCCAAUGUUCGAUGUACGCCCCACGAUCGGGAUGUAACCAAAUGUCGCGCCGAAUAUGAGUUCGAGAAUAGUUGCAGCCAUGAGAAUGAUGUGGGCAUACGUUGCUACGAGGGAGCCUGGGCGGGAGUACGUUUCAGUAUGCUGGCCGAACGUGCCGAUCUUCAGUAUGUUACGGUUGAGAAGGCUGGCCUCUUUGAUUAUACCACAAAUGCCUUUAGGCCGGCCGUUCAAAUGGAUCAUGCCCGCCACAAUUUGGAAAACGUACGUGUCGUUAACAAUCUGCAAGAUGGUCUUGGUAUUAUCUAUGCCGAUAUCUAUGCUGGCAAAUCGGUCAAUAAUAUAAAAAAUUCGGAAUUUUCUGGUAAUCGUGGCAGUGGCAUUAGCAUGAAGCAAUUGGAUUUCCGCAUCUCUGGCUCAAUCAUUAAAGAGAAUUUGGGUAGUGGCAUUUCCCAUGAUGCUGUCAUCUCGGCCAUGGAUCAAAAAGAAAUUGGCGGUUGGUUUUAUAUGGCAACAGAUUUCAAUUCCUUUGGCACCGAUUAUGUUCCAUAUGUCCUGCCCCAUCCGACUGUGUCGAAUAUCGAUUUGGGCACAUUUGAGCAAAAGUACAUAAGAACCGAGGAACUGUUGGGUCAAUCAAUCAGUCAGAAAAUCGUCGUACAAUGUCCAGCCGGUUAUGUCAUUGGCAUACAACUAUUGAAUCCUAUUCACAAUUUAUCUACCGAAAGUAUAACCAUAUUAAAUGCACGCACCGAAAACAUACGCAGUGAUUUGUGGCAAGUAAAACGGGACUUAAAUGUCUUUCCGGUUACGAGCAGUAGUUAUGGCAUCAUAAUCUACUAUAAAAGUGGUCUGCAGGCAUUGGGCGGAGCCGUUUUAAUGCUGAGUACAGUCACAGCUCCCGUGCAAAAUAUACGUAAUCGUAUAGUAAGUGGUCCAGUGCCCACGUUAACCAUACGCUCGACGAAAAUUCAAAAAAAUCUAAGAGGUAUUACGGGUUAUUAUUACAAUCGGUAUAUUGGCGAUAAUGGUGAAUUCUAUUUGCGUAAGGCCAAUGAAUCCAUUAAAUUGGUCAAUUCGGAAAUCAGUUAUAAUCAACGUGAAGCUGUUUUCAUUAAAUCACCAUUCUGGGAUGUUAUAUCGAGUAAUCUAAGCGAGAUAACACUGCAAAUCAAUUCAUCGUUGAUAACCCAAAAUGGUUUGGGCAUACGACAACGUUCCAAGGAUUUGCGUUCAUCGAACAAUCUGUUUCAUUAUGUCAUUCAGGAUACAACAGUGGAGCAGAAUACUCAUGGUGGUUUCCAUGUGGAUUUACCAUAUGUUUGGCAAUACAAUGAGAAUUUCACACAUUCCAUUUACUUUGGCAAUAGCACGUGGCAGAGAAAUAAAGACUUUCAAAUUGCGGUGCAAGGACAUUACACGGUCUUCAAUAUAACCUCAAAUGUUUUCCGUGAUAACAAUUGCCCAAAUGCUUUAAUUUCGCUCGAUGGCAUGGAGAAACGUUUACGUUUCGAUAACAAUCGUUUCGAAUCGAAUAAUGCUAAAUUCAUAUUGUUAUUCAAAGCUGAUAGCUUGAGUGAGAUAUUGGGACAAGUACCGGCAAGCAUUGAAUACAAUUCGUUUAAACAAAAUAGCAUUGUUACCAUGAUGUCCUCAAAUUAUCGUCAUUUUAUGAAGGCCGCGAGACGUGUACGGAAACAGCAUCAAUUACCCACGGCCGUGAUACGUUUGGAUGGCGUACAAAAUGUUCGAUUAUAUCGCAAUCUAAUGGCCGAUAAUGAAAUGGAUUAUAAUCUGGUGGCGGGUGUUAGAUCGGCACGCUUGAACAACUAUUUCGAGGCUCGUGAAAAUUGGUGGGGUUCAAAGGAUGCCAAUUAUAUUGAAUCGAAAAUAUUCGAUUUCGAUAAUUGGAAUGAUCAUGCCGAUGUUAUAUAUCAACCAUUCCUAAUUGAGGAUAGCUUUGAGGCAAGUGUUUCGGUUGUGACACCAUUCAAUCAGCAGGAUCAAGACAUCGAUCUAUCGACCUAUCGCGGUGGUCGUGUCUAUAAGGAUUUGCUGCUAAAACGACAACAGACACCCUAUUAUAUAUCAUCGGAUAUCACUGUAAUGCCAGGACAAACAUUGACAAUACAACAUGGCGUUAGCAUGGAAUUUGAACCGAAUGUUGGUAUACUAGUCUUGGGAACAUUGAUUGCUGUUGGCUAUCAGGAAUCACCGAUUAUCAUGCGACCUUUUAAGAAUGCAUCCCGUGAGGCUUUGAUGGCAGCGCCGCCGCCGCCAAGAAAACGUCGGUCCUUGGAGGACAUGAGUGCCGCUCUAACUGACUUUGAUUCAAUAAGACUUUGCACUAGCUCGAAUAAUUGCACUGGAGAUACGGAUGGCCUGUUUGGUUUGAAUGAAGGUUUCCUGGAGUACUUUAAUCAUACUACCCUUCAAUGGGUUCCAAUUUGUGAUGGUCGUUUCACAGAACGCAAUGCUCAAGUUGUUUGCCGUGAAUUGGGAUACGAUCCUCUAAACGUUUACUAUGGACACGAUCGUCGCAUUGAAUUUCACACAAACUCACUGACUCGGAUUUGGUCGUGGGUUCAGCCACUGGAAUGUCGCGGCGAUGAAGAACGCAUGGAGGAUUGUUCGGAACGUUUGAAUGGUCAGCUUUAUGGUCAUCGUCAUGAAUGCAAAUGGGAUGAUGUCUUCGUAUUUGUUAGCUGUAAUAGCAUGGCCGAUGAUGAAGUCUAUUGGGGUGGCAUACGCUUUGCCAAUUCCAAAUUCGAAGAGAUCCAAUACGAACAUCGUUCACUUCAUAAUACCCGUUCAUAUGGCCAAAUGCCGCAACGGGAAAGUCAAUUGGAAUAUGUGCGCAUCGAACAAGCUGGCAUUCUGCAUAAUCACAAAUCGGCGGCAAUUCAAGCUAUACACAAGAAUCCUUCCAUUGCCUCGGUUACCAUUGAGAAAUCGGCAAAUCAUGGCAUCAAUCUAAUUGCACCCAGUGGCAAACUUAAUCUCAAUCAUUUGAAUAUCACAAAAACUCUGGGCACAGGCAUCAGCAUUGUCUCACUCACUGGCGAAGGUCGUGACAGCGAUGAAUCCAGUUUCACGCCACUUAAGAGUCUCGAUUUGCCGUAUAAGGUAUUCUCUCUGGUCGACAUCUGUGACCCUCAGAAGGUCUUGACCAUUGAGGAACGCAUGUUGAUCUACUACAAAUACGAUAAUAAUCCAGUGAAUUGUGUCAAGAUCUUUACAUCGGCCUAUCGAGCCAAGCCCAUAGGUUUUCGAUUGCUACAAUCGAAUUUGUUCAAUCAUUCCAAACUUUAUGGCAGAACGGACUUUAUAAAACUAUACGAUGGCGACAUCUACAAUGUUACGGCAACAUAUUUGGGUAAAAUUGAAUCCGAUACGGAUAAUCAACGGUCAUUCUUCAAGACCAAAGGACCAACAAUGAGUCUGCAACUGGUGGCGAGUGGAGCACCCGAAACACAUGGAUUUAUAGCGGAAGUGGUCACCGUGCCUAUAUCAACACUGGGACAAUAUCGUGAUGCCCUGCACAAUAUUACCGAUACCCAUAUUUCUGGUGCUAUGAAGGGUGCUGUCAGCUAUGCCUCAGCUGGGGAAGUCACGCCAACUUUAACACUCAUUGGCAAUCGAAUUGAAAAGAAUUGUCGUCAACUUUAUGGCAAUUUCUCGACCUGUUCAUCCGCUUUGAAUUUAGAUGUACAAAAUAUGAAUUCAUUGUACUUUAUGAAUAAUCUGUUAAUGGAAAAUCAAGGAGGUUUACGUAUACGUGCCGAUUCGAGGGGAACAGCCACUUCGUUGCGUGGCUUUGUCCAUCAUAAUCUUUUUGUACGUAAUGGAAAUCGUCCAGCCCUCUUUGUCGAAGGACGCCAAUCGUCGCCGUAUCAAGAAGUGGAUUUAUAUAGAAAUUACUUUGCCCAAAAUAUGGCCGGCUAUGAGGAUGUUAUACGUUUGCGUCAGGUUGUCUCCAAUUUUAGUUACAACUAUGUGCACAGUAAUAUCGGUGGUCGUAUUAUGGAGGUAUCCGGUUUUGAAAAAGUUCGCUUACAAAUCUAUCAGACAACGGCUCACAAUGGUUUCUAUAGGAAUUUUGCCACAAAUUGGAUGACAAGAGCCACCAUAGUGGCUGGAACAGCGGGCCAACAAUAUGCGGAUAAUAUUUUCGAAAACUAUGAAAAUGAUUAUGAACUCUUGACUGUUAAUAAUUCCAUCUUAAGUUUUGACUAUGAGAACAGAACAUUUGAGACCUGGAGCUCAAAGAUUGAUGCACGUCAUAAUUAUUGGAGUUAUAAUAAUACCAUAUCGGUUCAAUCGCGCAUCAGAGAUAAAUCGGAUGAUCCCAUGCUUCUGGAGGUUUUGGCUGUACCCUUCCAAAUGAACAAUGAAACAAUAUUGGAUGGCAAAUGUCCACCUGGCUGGGCUUUGGUACAUGACACUUGCUUCAUUUAUGUGGGAGCUCCAAUGACUUUCCAUGAGGCACGUGAUUUUUGUCGCUCGGAGAAUUCAUCGAUGCCUUUCUUGAGAACUGAUAAGCUAACUCUAUGGAAGUAUCUACAAAGCCAAAUGAGACAUUUAAAGUAUCCCGAAAAGGUUUGGAUACAAGACUAUAAUCAUAUAGAGCGUUGCACGAGUUUUGUUUUCGGUGAAAUUGAAGUGGAAGAUUGUGCCAAAGAGAAGGGUUUCAUCUGUGAAAUGGAUCCAAGGGUGAUAAUUGAUCCUUUGUCAUGGCGUGCGGAUAUUUUUGCCAUCAGUAUUAUUUCGGCAUUCGUUUUGGCCAUUAUUCUAUUGAUUUUGGUUGCCUUCUGUUGGUUUGCCAAAUCGAAGCAUCGUCAUGUCCAACGUUUGCAGCGACGUAAUAGCAUACGUCAAAGUUUACGUAGUCUGAACAGCAUCGAUCCGCAAGGAUCAUUAAGGAGAAGGCCAAAUUAUAACAUGUCAAGCAAUGGAACAUUGUCCAAAACUCCCGAUUAUAAACAAAUGGUGGCCAAUGGUUCCAUCGAUUCCAUGAACAAAAGUGUUCUCAGCUCGGAUGCGGGAAGUUUUGAGGGUUAUGAGCCCAAGACGCAUUACAAUGAGUAUGUCAAUCAGAAUGCUUUGCGUCCGCUUCAUUCGGAUCAGCAAGGAUCACCGUUGGCGACGGGUGGCAAAGUAGCCACCAUAUCAAAGGCCAGUGGACAUCGAGCUCGUGCCGUUGCCGCUGCUCUGGAACCCGAUGCUUUCGAGUUGAGCUAUCGUAACGAGGGAUUCCGUGAUAAUUCCACUUACGGCGGAAACGGUGGCACACGUACCAAUUCCAUUAGCAACAGCAUGGCCGAAGAUACGCCGAUUAUUCAUCACACAGAUGGUGAAAUCGAGGAAGCUGGUUCAGAUUAUUAUGGCAAUGCCAGCACUUUGCCUCUGCGCACAGAAAUGGCAGGCACCCGAGCCCCUAUCGUUGGUGGUGGUCGCCGCGGACAGCCAGGGCUAGCUUUUCUCAGUGAAUUGAAGCAGAAUCUUCCGGAAUAUCAACGUGAUAGUUCUCAUAGCAGUUUUAUGCCAUCAUCGUCAACGCAUCAGCGCAGCAGCGGUGAUUCACUGCCCUUCGAUCAAAAACUAGAUCAAUUCAAUUACUCCAACGAGUCGUCGCUUUAUCGUCCGGCACCGGUGGUGCAGCCAGCUGAUAUGCGUCGUCCCGAUUCGUAUUAUACGGCCGUACGUAGUAGUAAGGCACCCGCAUCACAUUAUCGUACACCACGUCCAUUGGCUCAACCGCCAGCUGUUCCGUCUCAAGCUGCAGCCUCCACCAAUCCAUCACGGCCAAAGACUGUCUAUCAGGAGGCAAGGCCCUCCUCAUCCCCCACACCUGUACCUCAGCAAAUCAUUAAUCCAAGUCCCUACCAUCGUUCCAAAUCGGAGGCCCUGUUAGAGACCGAUUUCGAUAAUGAUAAUAGUGAUAAUGGGGGAGGACUGCAACCUCUGCAGACAAAUGGUCGUAGCCACAGUCAGCCCCUGGAGACGGCCAUGUAAAUCGAUCAAUCAAUAUGGUCCUAGCAAUAAUUCUCGAGAUUACUCGUAUCUUUAGCCUGACGAACGACCCCACACGUUAAUUUCUUUAUUUUAUUAUUAUUAUUUUUUUAAUUUUGUGUAAACUUAAAUCAUUCCAUCCAUUAGUUUAUAACGAAGAAACGCGAUACGCAUAAAAGACACGAUUUAGUAUUAAUAUUGUUGUAUAUAAAUUUACAU